UACUUUGCGCACCUCGGAAAACAACGACGACGAACGUAUCGCACCGUUCGUGACGUGCCGUCACCGCCACUCGACGAAGAAAUAUUGCAGCAUUUACAACGCGGCGAACUACCGCCACCCGCUUACGGGUACACGAUGAUUAGGGAUACGCAACCUGCGUCCGCUGCCGAACGCCGCGGACAACGCCCACCGCGCGUGCAUAAGCGCACGAUUAUCGAGCUACAUUUAGAAGUGCUCAACGAAUGUGAAGCGACCGAAUGGGAAAACGUCAAAGACGACUAUUUGCACAUACUCGUUGAAGAGUUUAUGGGGGGCCACAAGGGGCAUAGUAGUUCCUUGCAUGCUCCUACCACAAACGAGGGUUUAUCCGGGAACAAUGUUUCAGCCAACGCAGACCGACCGCGUCAUUACCACGCCC
Plasmodium fragile is the source of this 418-nucleotide messenger RNA. RefSeq lists its product as uncharacterized. The annotation marks the transcript as partial. NCBI's taxonomy places the organism in Eukaryota, Apicomplexa, Aconoidasida, Haemosporida, Plasmodiidae. The record is from RefSeq and is a predicted model, not a curated record. The transcript has a single exon.